GAUUGAUUCUGAAGACAUCUGAUGAAUAUGAAGAAAUGUAGAGGCCGGACAUUCCGAAAGAGGAGAAGAAAUCACUCUAGAUAUUUUUCACAAUUUAAUCUUAGCCACAAAUGUGAAUACAUAUGUCUUAAGAAAUGGCUGAAAGAAAGAGGCUAUGAAGACAGUAUAUUAAGGCCAGCCCAAUUUUCAGAAACCGGAAGAGGACUGAUGACCACAAAAGCCCUUCAGGCAGGACAGUUGAUUAUGGCAUUGCCUGAGAAAUGCUUGCUCACCUCUGAUACUGUACUUAACAGCUACCUCGGAGAAUACAUUAUAAAAUGGAGGCCUCCAAUUUCUUCUUUGACUGCACUGUGUACAUUUCUGAUAGCAGAAAAAUGUUCUCUCAAGAAGUCUCUGUGGCGGCCUUACCUGGAUCUUCUACCUGAAACAUACACCUGUCCUGUCUACUUGGAGCAACAGGCAGUGGACGUGCUUCCUGAGCCCUUGAGAAGAAAGGCCCAUGAGCAAAGAAGUCUCGUGCAGGAGCAGUAUAUCUCAUCCAAGAGUUUUUUCUUUUCCCUGCAACCUCUGUUUCUUGAAAAUGUGGAAUCUGUUUUUAACUACAGCGCCUUCAAAUGGGCUUGGUGCACCAUAAAUACAAGAACAGUAUAUAUGAAGCAUUCACAGAAGGAAUGUUUUUCUAGAGAACCGGAUAACUAUGCAUUAGCCCCAUACUUAGACCUACUAAAUCAUAGUCCAACUGUCCAGGUGAAAGCUGGAUUUAAUGAAAAGACAGGAUGCUAUGAAAUAAAGACCCUUUCACGCUGUGCAAAAUACAAAGAAGUAUUUAUUAACUAUGGCCCUCAUGAUGAUCAGCGCCUGCUGCUUGAAUAUGGUUUUGUUGCCCCCAGUAAUCCACACAACAGUGUGCAUGUUGGGUCAGAUUGUCUUCUUGAAUAUCUAAUUCCAGAGGAUAAGCAGAGGCACAUGAAAGUUUCCAUUCUGAAAGAGCACAAACAUUUAGACAAUCUGACAUUUGGAUGGGAUGGGCCCUCUUGGAGACUUCUUACAGCACUCAAGAUAUUGUGUCUUGAAGCAGACCAGUUUACUUCAUGGAAGAAAGUGCUGCUUGGUGAAACCAUUUCAGAGAGGAAUGAAAAGAAGUGUUUGGACCUUGCAAGAAAAAUAUGUACGUCACUGACAGAGGAGACGCAGCAUGCCCUUCAGAAGGUAUCGUGUUUAAAACAGGAUUAUGUGGAUCUUAUAAACCAACUAACUUUGGUAGAGGCAUUACGUAUGGAAGAUCUAAAAAUCUUACUACUAUCAGCUAAGAAUCUUUGA
Molecule: messenger RNA, 1320 nt
Organism: Euleptes europaea (tarantolino)
Lineage: Eukaryota; Metazoa; Chordata; Lepidosauria; Squamata; Sphaerodactylidae
Gene: SETD4
Product: SET domain containing 4
Exons: 10
Coding region: 22-1320 (432 amino acids)
Biological process (GO): peptidyl-lysine trimethylation; positive regulation of transcription by RNA polymerase II; peptidyl-lysine monomethylation
Molecular function (GO): histone H3K36 methyltransferase activity; protein binding; histone H3K4 methyltransferase activity
Source: RefSeq, a predicted model, not a curated record